UAGAAUAUCGCUGUUAUCAUUGAAUUAGCGAUUCCUUGGGACUGAAAUCGACUAGGACUGGAAAUCGAAUUAAUCGUAUUAGGUAAGGCAAAAAGAAAAAGAAAAAAGAAGAAACAAUCUUAAGGAUCAGCAAAGCCAAAUCCGAAAAGAAAAAGAAAACUAGUGAUAUUAAAUUUAAUGGGAUCCCAUAUACCCAUCAAAACUAUCAAAAAUCCAAUCUCAGUGUCAAUUUCUGUUUCUGAUAGAUUCUCAGAUAAUAAUAGCACAAUAACAAUCAGAUUUCUUCUCUCUUUCUUACAUGCCCACUUGCCCUGUCCCAAAUAACCGACAUAUAUAACGACUCUUCCCAAUAAACGACCCACUAUCUUCUUAUAUUCAUUAAAAACCCCUCCUACUGCUGCUGCAUCACCAGUGAAAUUCUUUAAACAUCUUCAGUUUGCUGUGUUUAUAUAAAUAUCCAGUACCUGAAUUGGCAAUUCCAUAUUGGGUUUUGUUUCAUUUGUCGAUUUGAUCAGGAAAGAUUGUUACUUUGAUCAGGCCUAAUGCGGAAGAGAGAGAGAGAAAACCCAUGUGGGGUUUGUGGGCACUAUCACAAAUACGAGGAAGGCGAAGUUUGCGGAAUUUGCGGACACCGGAUGCCGGAAUCGGCUGAGAAAUCUGCGCUUCAUGUCAGUGCUUUUCCAUCUGAGAUCCUGCCUGAGUUUCUCUAUCUGGGUAGCUAUGACAACGCCUCUCGCUCUGAGCUUCUCAGAACCCAGGGGAUUUCUUGUAUUCUCAAUACAGUACCGGCUUGCCAAAAUCUCUACAAGAAUUCAUUCACCUAUCACUGCCUCCAAGAUGACAAAAGCUUACAAUUUGAUGAUGCCAUUCAGUUUUUAGAGAAAUGUGAAAAGGACAAGGCCCGUGUUCUUGUGCACUGCAUGUCUGGAAAAAAUAGGUCUCCGGCUAUUGUCAUAGCUUACUUGAUGAAGUCCAAAGGAUGGAGGCUUGCACAAAGUUACCAGUGGGUGAAGGAGCGGAGACCAGCUGUUGAUCUAAACCAAGCUGUGUACCAGCAGUUGCAGGAGUAUGAGCAAAAGAUUUUUGGGUCAGCUGAUUGUAACAACCUUGCCCUGCCAGUUCUUCCACCUGCAGGCGUACCAUCCUUUAGCUUUGGCUUUCCAAAGGUUAAUGAUCCAGUUCCUGCUCCGGCUUUUAACAGUAUCAGUGCUACCUCAAUCUUUUCCCGUCCUCUGGGCAUUCCUCCGCACGAGUUCCAGUUUGGAGCUGGCCAACCUCAAAAUAGUGCAAAUGAGAACCCCUUUGUUGCCAAUCCACCAAACCCAAAUGGUGGGGAUAUUUCAAUGGAUUCAUGAACGUAUAGCAUUCACCCAAUGAGAUCAAUGUUCCCCAUAGGUUAAAUGAGUUCACAAGUUUCCAGAAGUUACAAACUGAAAAUGGUACCCCUCCCUUUCUGUCUCCCCACCAACUCUCCCUUUUCUCUCUUUCUUUUUUUCUUUUUCCUUUUGGCUUUGUGAUAUGACGUUUGCAAUACUGUCUUGCCUACUGUUAUACAGGAGUGUUAAUCGAAUGCAAGAGUAGAGAGCUGUUGUCAUGA
This is a messenger RNA of Ricinus communis (castor bean), 1597 nucleotides long. RefSeq names its product protein-tyrosine-phosphatase IBR5. Gene Ontology annotation, cellular component: nucleus. The record is from RefSeq and is a predicted model, not a curated record. The transcript is spliced from 5 exons. NCBI's taxonomy places the organism in Eukaryota, Viridiplantae, Streptophyta, Magnoliopsida, Malpighiales, Euphorbiaceae. Gene Ontology annotation, molecular function: MAP kinase phosphatase activity; protein tyrosine/serine/threonine phosphatase activity. Gene Ontology annotation, biological process: auxin-activated signaling pathway; negative regulation of MAP kinase activity; protein dephosphorylation. The coding region runs from base 543 to 1355 and encodes 270 amino acids.